AUGUUCGCAUGCAGCCCCUCGUGCAGUUUGCUGCUGCAGUGGCAGCGGGGGGCCCCCAAACCUCUUGGGGGCCCCCCGCUGCCUUCCGUGCUGCAGCUGCAGUUGCUGCGGCAGCAGCAAAUGCUGUUGCUGCUGCUGCUGCUGCUUAACUCCUCGCGAGGAGCAGCAGCAGAAGCAGCAGAGGGUCUUCGAGGCGCUCUCUUUCCUGGUCUUGCUCCUACAGAGUCUAUGGGGGCCCCCCUUGUUGAGUUAUUAUAUGUUAAUGCAGAUCCAGGGGGCCCCCCUCAGAGACCCCUAGGGAUAGCUCGUCGCAACAUACAGCAGCAAGACCUUAAUACGCAGCAGCUGCUGCUGCAGCAGCAACAGCAACAGCAGCAGCUACAGCAGCAGCUGCAGCAGCAGCAGCAGCAGAUACCUGCUCCGGAAACAAAUGCUGCUACUCCUGCUGCUGAUCCUGCUGAUGCUGCAACUCUUGCUGCUGCUGGUGAAGAGAAUGAAACGAACGAAGUUGUCCCACCGAGAGAGCCUCUGCAGCAGCUGCAACAGCAACAACAACAGCAGCAGCAGCAGCAGCAGCAACAGCAAGAUCAACAGGAACAGCAACUGCAGCAGCAGCAGCAGCAGCAGGAGGGGGAUCCGACUGGGUCCUGCGGCAGCGGCAGCAGCAGCAGCAGCUGCUGCGCACCAGCUUUCUGCAACAGAGAGUGCUUCGAGCCGCUAAAGACAGCAAUUGAACAUGCUGCAGCAGAGUCGCUGCUGCCUUCACUUCGUCGAUAUUUGGGGCUGCAUGCUGAACCCCCGCCUCUCAUGCCUUUCUUCCUUGGGGGCCCCCUCCCUCCUGUACCCUUUCUGCUGCCAGUCUUGACAGGCGGUGAAGGGGAUCUGCUGUCUUCAGUGCUGAGAGGAGGUGUUAUAAAGGUGGGGUUGGUCGGGGAUCUGCUGUCUUCAGUGCUGAGAGGAGGUGUUAUAAAGGUGGGGUUGGUCGGUACCCGCUUCCUCCCUGCCUCUGUGCGCUCCUUGCCUGCGCCUCAACAGCAACAGCAGCAGCAGCAGCAGCAGCAGCAGGAGCAGCAGCAGCAGGUGAAGCCUACGGGGAUAUCUUUUCGUAUAUUAGAGGCUGCGGUGUCUCUGCUGUCAAGAAAUUAUGCAGCUCACAUCCCUGGAGGGGGCCUCCUUAAGAUUCAAUAUCGUGUGUACAGCAGCAGAGCAGCGUUAUUUGCUGCUGUUGCUGCAGGACAUGUACACCUCACAGAGUUAGCUGCGCCUUACUCUACUCUUCAGACAGCAGCAGGAAGCUUCCCUUCAAAGAAGCUGCAUGCAGCACUUGCUGCACCUAGAAGCCUAUCCCUAACCGCCAAACAGCAACAGCAGCAACAGCAACAGCAGCAGCAGCAGCAGCAGCAGCAGCAGGAUGUAGGUUGUGUCUCCGGCGAUCGCUGCUCUCUAGGACGGUGGGUGUGGGGCUCUGCUUACUUUUUUUCUCUUGUUAUAGCAGGGGCCCCCUGGGGGGGGGCCCCCCUGCUGCUGAGCUGCCAGCGACAGCUGCAUGUGCAGCGACUUAGAGACCUUGGUUUGCUGCUGCUGGAGUCGGGUGUAGCGUCUCCUUUUGUUUUAAUUGAAGCUGCAGCACCUGAGAUUGCAGAUAUUGUCUCUUCUUCGCUCCCUCCGAGCGCAGCCUUUGGUCUUGUUAAUAUGAAUACAUUAGGGGGCCCCCUACCUACCACAGGGGGGCCCCUCAGCCCUCUAUGUAAUGCAGCAGCUAGAAGAAGAGCUCAAGCAGCACAUACAACACUUCCAGCAGCACCUGAAUCACCACCAACGGCUACCGCUGCUGCUGCUGCUGCUGCUGCAGCUGCUGCUGCUGCAACAGGGGGGCCCUUCGGAGCAGCAGCAAACCGGCUUACGUCAGGGCCUCAACAGACAGCAGCGCAUGUAGAGGAGGGGGCCCCCAAGAUGUUUGCUGCAGAUGCUGCAGGUGCAGGGGUCUGGCUCCCAGAUAACAGCAGCAGCAACAGCAGCAGCAGCAGCAGCAGCAAUGGGGGGGAAGGGCCCCCGUUCUUGCGAGGUAAGGGGCAGCUGCUUCCAGGAGGUGUUGUGCUGCUGUCUCUGUCUGAAGCUCUUGAGGCCCUUCACCAAGGUGAGGCUGUCGCGCUGCUGCAUGCAACCCCUUUAGGAGAGUUAUUGAGCAGCAGCGAGAGCCAGGGGGGCCCCCCAGACAGCGGUGAAGGGGGCCCCCCAGACAGCGGUGAAGGGGGCCCCCCAGACAGCGGUGAAGGGCGCCCCCUAUCUGUCUCGGAGGCCCUACCUUGGCUGCUAGAAGCAGAUGCAGAUACUGUGCUGCCUCUGUCUCCUUUCUAUAAAAGAAGAGGGGCCCCUGAGUGCGAGCCCAGAGACCCAAGAGACGAGUUUGCUGCACUCUCUGCUGCUGCUGCUGCUGCUGCAGCAGAAACAAGGAGGCUCUUUCUUAUGCCAGAUGAUGAGCUAUGA
This is a messenger RNA of Eimeria acervulina, 2487 nucleotides long. RefSeq lists its product as hypothetical. The transcript is spliced from 3 exons. The record is from RefSeq and is a predicted model, not a curated record. The coding region runs from base 1 to 2487 and encodes 828 amino acids. NCBI's taxonomy places the organism in Eukaryota, Apicomplexa, Conoidasida, Eucoccidiorida, Eimeriidae.